AUGGCCUCCAUCUUCACAUACGACCCCGACCCCCCGCGCGUGUCCUCGCCCUGGCUCGCCCCCGACGAUGCGCCCCAGCAGACUCCUCAAGGGUCUCCGGCCCCCAGUUUCGUGUCCGACUACGGUGUGACGAAGCUCCAGGCAGAGCCCCAGCAGGGUCCUACCGAGUACAAGCUCCAUCUUCUGCUGCGGCCCAGACGAACCUACACUUUCAUGAGCACGGCCGGGUCACGGCAAUCACCCCCCCCGAAAUCAGCACCCAUUGCUCUAGCAGCCUCCCACCAGCCCCGGCAUGAAAGACUCAAACACCUGACCACGCAGCUCCUUUGGAGGCUGCAGCAGUCGUCGCCUUUCCAUGCCUCGAGUUCCAAGGAGCUGACCAUGCCAAAGCUGUCCUACGUUAGCUUCGAUCCCAAUACGCCCAUCCAGCUCGAAGAGCUGGUGCCCGGGCUUGAGGAGUCCCGAGGGGCCCUUUACGAAAUCGGUGUUUCCGACGACGGCACCUUGGUUGGCCUGACCAAGGAUGAAAUGAGUGAGAGCAUUGCAACCUUGCGCGUCAUGGCUGCCAGUUUAGGAUGCAACGUUGAUGUCGUUCGCAUGGUCAUCGUGGGAGAGUGCGAAUGGGUCGAGUCAGCCGAGCUCGUCAACACAGAUGCCUCAACCCCACGCUCAGACACCAGGAAAGGCAGGCUGUGGGUGGCAGAAGUCCUGGUCACACCCAACCUCGGCCUGCAAAGUGACCAUCAUCAGGGCGAACAAGGUGGCUCGGAGCUGGCGACGGGUGUGUGGGCCGCCAACUCCCUCGAUUCUGCGACAGGUCCGAGCCGAGGAAGCUCAUCGACACCCCAGCUCCGGGUUACCUUGACCGGGCCCACGACUUCUGGCAAGUCCACUCUGCUUGGGACCCUGUCUGCUGGGAUGCUGGACAACGGUCGAGGAAAGAGCCGGCUGAGUCUGCUCAAACACCGGCACGAGAUGGUGUCUGGGGUGACGAGCUCCAUUGCCCAGGAGCUGAUCGGAUACAAGCACGAGCAAAUCCUGAACUUUGCACAAGGUAACAUUGAGUCAUGGGUUGAUAUCCACGACUGUGCCGAGAAAGGCCGGCUCGUCUUCGUCUCCGACUCGGGCGGACAUCCCCGGUAUCGCCGUACUGUGCUGCGUGGACUCAUGAGCUGGGCGCCCCAUUGGAGCGUCCUCUGCGUCGCUGCAGAUGCAGUCGAGGAAGCGCCCGGCGGCGUCGGUGCAACCUCAUCUGCGCAAGAUGUAUUGGGUUCCGCUGCGGCCGAGGUCGACCUCGUCAAGGCGCACCUGACCCUGUCGCUGAAACUCAACGUGCCCAUGGCGAUUGUCAUUACCAAGUUGGACCUGGCGUCCAAGUUGAGCUUGCAAAAGACCAUGGUCAAGGUCCUGACAUCCAUUAAGGAGGCUGGACGGACGCCCAAAAUCCUCCAGCCCGAUCAGAGGCAGCACGAUGAGCUCAAACAGAUAUCGCAAGAGGACCAAGCCAAGGUGCAGGCCUUUCUCGACAGCCUAGCUGAAAGCGGAAGCCUGACUGCGCAGGUCCCUAUUGUGCUGACGAGUGCAGUCAAGGGAACCGGCAUCGGGCUCGUCCACGCCCUCCUCGCGAAGAGACCAAAGUCUCUGUUUCAUGUUGACGACACUUUCAGUCUACCAAACUCGUACAGCACCCUGGCUUCUGGACUCAAUGGGCGGGCUGGUCGAGGCGUCGUGGUUUCCGGGCAUGUUCGCUUCGGAAGCCUGUCCGUCGGGGACAGGAUCGUCGUUGGCCCGUUUCAACCCGUGGACGAAGAAGCCCGUGGCUUGGAGUUGGCCGCGGGAGAGCGCCCACCGUUGGGAAGUUGCGGGCUCUCGAUAGCGCAUCCGUCGUCAGCGGAGCUAGCCAAGAUAGCCGUGAAGAAUGCGAUAUCAGCAUCUGCCAUGGUAGGAGAGUGGCACACAGCACAGAUUGUGAGCAUUCGAAACCUCCGAUUGCCUGUGCGCUGCCUCGAGGCUAGCCAAGCUGGGUCUGUCGGACUUGUUUUCGAGCCGGAUGCCGAGAGCAACACCGCGAUCGAUGACACGCCCCGGAUACGCAGAGGCAUGGUGCUGGCACCCCUGUCAAAGCACAUGAUAGAUACCGGACUUUCUUUGCAGGCGGUCAGCGGAUUUACGGCGGCAUUUGGAGAUCCUGGGAUCCAGUUGCUGACUGUCGGGUCAUUUGUUAAUGUAUAUUUCGCCAGCGUACGGGCGGCGGCUCGUGUCCUGCACGUGUCUUGCCGCGAAUCGGGUGACGAAUCGAGAAGGGGGGCACCAGACGAUCUGGACGACAUUUUCGACCUGACGAGGGAGCCUGCAGGUGACAGCCAUGUCAGCGAACGUCCCAAGAACCGAGGCACCAGAACAGUGGCCCUAGAGCUGCUCCACAACCGGGAGUGGAUGGAGUUGGGCUCCAAGGUCUUGUUGCUGGAAGGAGGAAGCCAAGACCGGUCGGGGCUAGAGGGAUACGUGGGCAGAGUUGUCGAGAUUACGGAGUAG
This is a messenger RNA of Hirsutella rhossiliensis, 2535 nucleotides long. Its product is annotated as elongation factor tu GTP binding domain-containing protein. The coding region runs from base 1 to 2535 and encodes 844 amino acids. NCBI's taxonomy places the organism in Eukaryota, Fungi, Ascomycota, Sordariomycetes, Hypocreales, Ophiocordycipitaceae. The record is from RefSeq and is a predicted model, not a curated record. Gene Ontology annotation, molecular function: GTPase activity; translation elongation factor activity; GTP binding. Gene Ontology annotation, biological process: translational elongation. The transcript is spliced from 2 exons.